AUGUACGGUCAACAAUAUCAGAACAACUAUAAUCAGCCUCCACCACCACCUCAACAGCAGCAGUGGGGACAACCACCUCCCGCACAAUAUGGUGGGCCAGGCGGACCAGGCGGACCAGGCGGCUAUGGAUAUAAUGGAGCACCUCUACAACAACCAGCGUACGGCGCACCUCAACCUGGAUAUGGUGCUCCCCCUUCACACAACGACUAUAAUGGUCAAACACCUUAUGGUGCACCUCCCGCUCAAUCAUACGGUGCACCACCACCACCUCAACAACAUCAUUUAGGCGCUCAACCACCUUAUGGAGGUACAUCACCUCAGCCACCUUACAGUGCCCCUUCUCCCCAACCACCAUAUGGCGCUCCUUCCCCUCAACCAUAUGCCGCUCAAGGAAAUUAUGGUGCACCUCCGCCUGUCGGAGGUCAAGGAGCCAAGUUCCUAGGCAUACCAAUCCCUGCUCCUCCUCCAGCUGUACCAGUAAGCACAUUGCCGGGAUAUAACGCUCAAUUCGAUGCGGAGAGGUUAAGGAAGGCUACUAAAGGCUUCGGAACUGAUGAGAGGACUCUUAUCGAUACUCUCUCACCACUAGAUGCCUUCCAGAUGGAGGUGCUGACUAGAACAUACGAGCAGACAGUAGGAAGGAGCUUGAAGAAGACUUUAGAAAAGGAGUUAUCCAGUUGGCUCGAAUAUACACUGGUUCUUCUUUCGCUUGGUCCUUUGAAUGGUGACCUUCAUCUACUCAAUAGAGCAUGUUCAGGAGCAGGUACGCAUGAAGAUUUACUCAACGAACUGCUUCUCGGUAGAUCAAACGAAGAGAUGUUUUAUUUGAAAGAAGGCUACAAGAGAGUCUAUGGAAAAGAUCUGGUUUCUGUAGUCAGAGGUGAACUAAGCAUGAAGACGGAGCGGAUGUUCAACAUGGCUCUCUCAGGUCAAAGAGAUGAAUCACCAUACGUGAAUCAACAACAAGUUCAACAAGACGUCGAAGCUUUAUAUCGUGCAGGUCCAGGAAAAAUUGGUACUGACGAAAUUGGGGUUUGCGGUAUCCUACUUUCUCGGUCAGAUGCCCAUCUUCAAGCUAUAGCUCAAGCUUUCCCUCAAAGACAUCGAGUAGCCCUGUCGCAAAUGAUUCAAUCUGAGUUCUCAGGUCACAUGAAAGACGGCCUAUAUUACAUCGCCAAGGGAGUCGAAGGUGAUGGACAAGGUGUGAUUCGAGAUGCAGAAUUAUUGCACGCCGCUAUGGCUGGUGCUGGUACUAAAGAUGAGAGAAUGAUCUAUCGAAUAGUUCGAAAUCAUUGGAACAGACCGAGGUUCAACGCAAUCAAGACUCAGUAUCAAUCUCUGUAUAGACAAACUCUGAAAAGAGCAGUAGAAGGUGAAACCACGGGUAAAUACGAGAAGGCUUUGGUUGGUAUUAUCGAACAGAAUUAA
Kwoniella shivajii is the source of this 1428-nucleotide messenger RNA. RefSeq lists its product as uncharacterized. The transcript is spliced from 7 exons. NCBI's taxonomy places the organism in Eukaryota, Fungi, Basidiomycota, Tremellomycetes, Tremellales, Cryptococcaceae. Gene Ontology annotation, cellular component: cytoplasm. The record is from RefSeq and is a predicted model, not a curated record. Gene Ontology annotation, molecular function: calcium-dependent phospholipid binding; calcium ion binding. Bases 1 to 1428 code for a protein of 475 amino acids.